Messenger RNA from Theobroma umbraticum, 1428 nucleotides. The record is from RefSeq and is a predicted model, not a curated record. NCBI's taxonomy places the organism in Eukaryota, Viridiplantae, Streptophyta, Magnoliopsida, Malvales, Malvaceae.
AUGGCCUCAACUUUCAGAGCCUGUUCACUCUUCUCUGCUGCUGUUGUUUCAGUAAUGUGCAUAUGCUUAACUCAUCAGUUGUUGGUGUUUUCAGUUGCAAAAGCAAUGCCUAGCAGCUUUAGUGUGGACCUGAUACACCGUGACUCCCCAAUCUCCCCGCUUUACAACCCUCUUGAAACCCGAUUUGAUCGCUUGUACAAUGCUUACAAUCGCUCUAUCUCUCGCAUUAAUCGUUUCAGGCCAAAUUCCGAAAGUAGUAAUAAUUAUACUUCCAAUGCACUCCAGUCGGAUACGGUGUCAAGCGGUGGAGAAUAUUUCAUGAAAUUUUCCAUCGGAACCCCACCAGUUUCGGUGCUUGGAAUAGCUGAUACUGGCAGCGAUCUCACCUGGGUGCAGUGUAAGCCCUGUGAACAAUGUUAUGAGCAAAAGCCUCCUCUCUUUGAUCCCAGAAAGUCCUCCACGUACAAGAACCUUCCUUGCGGGUCUAAUUCCUGCAAUGCAUUGGAUAGCUCUGAAAGAGUCUGCGAUCAGCAGAACGCUUGUAAAUACAGCUAUUCCUAUGGAGACCGCUCCUUCACCAAAGGAAACGUUGCUCUUGAAAAGUUCACCAUCGGCGUCUCUACUCGCAGUAGUCCAGUACUUUCCUUUCGAAACCUUGUGUUCGGCUGUGGACACAACAACGGUGGCACAUUCGAUGAUGUAGGUUCUGGUAUCGUUGGCCUUGGUGGAGGUCCCGUUUCUCUAGUCAAACAAUUGGAUAAAUCAAUCCGUGGGAAGUUUUCCUACUGUCUGGCUCCCACUGCAUAUGCAGAGGAGCCGUGUGCGUCAAGCAGAAUAAUAUUUGGUUCUGCAACGGAAUCGGAUGCUGCUGCUGUUUCAACUCCCUUAGUUGACAAAAACCCCUCAACGUAUUACUUCGUAACGUUAGAGGCUAUCAGUGUUGGAGACAAAAGGUUGGCCUAUGGUGGAUCAUCUGCAUCACCAACAGAGAAAUUAGGCAACAUCAUCGUCGACUCUGGGACAACAUUGACAUUCCUGGAGUCAGAGUUCUAUAACAGUCUUGAAUCCGCCUUGGAGGAAGCAAUUGAGGCCAAACGAGUGAGUGACCCCAAGGGCCUUCUCAGCCCUUGUUUUAAGGGCGCUAAGGACAUAGAUCUUCCCGUAAUAACGUUUCAUUUUAGUGGUGCGGACGUGAAGUUGCAGCCAUGGAAUACGUUCGCCCAAGUGCAGGAAGACAUGGUGUGCUUCACCAUCGUACCAUCCAAUGACAUAGCCAUUUUUGGGAACCUGUCUCAGAUGGAUUUCUUGGUCAGCUACGACCUUGAAGAGAGAACCGUCUCCUUCACGCCAACUGACUGCACAAGCCUUUCAUGUGAUAAGUUAUUAAAUUGGCAGUUGCAAUUGGUUAUAGAUUUAUAUGUGAUGUGA